Molecule: messenger RNA, 1130 nt
Organism: Soboliphyme baturini
Lineage: Eukaryota; Metazoa; Nematoda; Enoplea; Dioctophymatida; Soboliphymatidae
Source: the annotation of a GenBank genome assembly
AUGGUCGACUUGGAGCCGGGUACAAUGGAUACUCUUCGUGCCAGUCCCUACGGAUCGUUGUUUAAGCCAGACAAUUUUGUUUUUGGGCAAAGUGGGGCUGGUAAUAACUGGGCUAAAGGUCAUUAUACCGAAGGCGCAGAGUUGAUCGACUCUGUGAUGGAUGUAGUCCGAAAGGAAGCUGAGAACUGUGACUGCCUCCAGGGAUUCCAGGCAAGCAGUAUAUGUCUAAUUUUUCUUCAAAAAUUUAUGCUUUAUAUGACUCAAAGUCUUGGUGGUGGGACUGGAUCAGGAUUGGGUACCCUUUUGAUCAGCAAAAUUCGGGAGGAGUAUCCCGACAGGAUUAUUGCUACUUUCAGUGUCGUCCCUAGUCCGAAGGUUUCUGAUACUGUUGUCGAGCCAUAUAAUGCAACCCUCUCUGUUCAUCAGCUAGUCGAAAACACCGACGAAACAUUCUGUAUAGACAACGAGGCAUUGUACGACAUCUGUUUCCGAACUUUGAAGCUGAACAGUCCUAGCUAUGGAGACUUGAACCAUUUAGUAUCAAUGACAAUGUCCGGAGUUACGACAUGUCUGCGUUUCCCUGGUCAGCUGAAUGCUGACUUGCGCAAGCUUGCUGUGAAUAUGGUGCCGUUUCCUAGGUUACAUUUCUUUAUGCCCGGCUUCGCUCCGCUCACUUCUCGGCAGAACAUGGGUUACAGAGCGGUGACUGUUCCUGAACUUACUCUGCAGAUGUUUGACGCGAAAAACAUGAUGGCCGCUUGCGAUCCCAGACAUGGGCGUUAUUUGACGGUGGCGGCCAUAUUCCGUGGAAAGGUUUCAAUGAAGGAAGUGGAGGAGCAAAUGAACAACGUCCAGAACAAGAAUAGCUCAUACUUUGUCGAAUGGAUCCCGAACAACGUGAAAACCGGCGUCUGCGACAUUCCGCCGCGUGCGAUGUUUCGACGACGCGCAUUUUUGCACUGGUUUACUGGUGAAGGAAUGGAUGAACUGGAAUUCACUGAAGCGGAAAGCAAUAUGAGAGACUUGAUAGCCGAAUACCAGCAAUAUCAAGAAGCUUCGGUCGAUGAAGAGGAUUACGACGAAGCUGGCGAAGAUUCAAUGCAGAAUGUCGAACAAGUCGAAGCAUAAAA